AUUUUUCUGUUACUGUUUUUGAUUGUUAAUGAGUUCAGAUUCUUUCUGUUACUGUUUUUAAUUGUUAAUAAGUUCAGAUUAUUUCUGUUACAGUUUUUGAUUGUUUAUGAGUUCAGAUUCUUUCUGUUACAGUUUUUGAUUGUUUAUAAGUUCAGAUUCUUUCUGUUACAGUUUUUGAUUGUUAAUGAGUUCAGAUUAUUUCUGUUACUGUUUUUGAUUGUUUAUGAGUUCAGAUUCUUUCUGUUACUGUUUUUGAUUGUUAAUGAGUUCAGAUUAUUUCUGUUACAGUUUUUGAUUGUUUAUGAGUUCAGAUUAUUUCUGUUACAAUUCUUUCUGUUACUGUUUUUGAUUGUUAAUGAGUUCAGAUUAUUUCUGUUACAGUUUUUGAUUGUUAAUGAGUUCAGAUUCUUUCUGUUACUGUUUUUGAUUGUUUAUGAGUUCAGAUUCUUUCUGUUACUGUUUUUGAUUGUUUAUGAGAUCAGAUUCUUUCUGUUACAGUUUUUGAUUGUUUAUGAGUUCAGAUUCUUUCUGUUACUGUUUUUGAUUGUUAAUGAGUUCAGAUUAUUUCUGUUACAGUAUUUGAUUGUUUAUGAGUUCAGAUUCUUUCUGUUACAGUUUUUGAUUGUUUAUGAGUUAAGAUUCUUUCUGUUACAGUUUUUGAUUGUUUAUGAGUUGACUAGCUCAGACACUUAUAUGGUUUUGAGUUCAGAUACUUGCUGUUACCUAAAUUGA
This is a messenger RNA of Lottia gigantea (owl limpet), 732 nucleotides long. RefSeq lists its product as hypothetical. The annotation marks the transcript as partial. The record is from RefSeq and is a predicted model, not a curated record. The transcript has 2 exons. NCBI's taxonomy places the organism in Eukaryota, Metazoa, Mollusca, Gastropoda, Lottiidae.